Messenger RNA from Fusarium sp. VM40, 1614 nucleotides. The record is from the annotation of a GenBank genome assembly. Lineage: Eukaryota; Fungi; Ascomycota; Sordariomycetes; Hypocreales; Nectriaceae.
AUGGAAAGACGCAUGGCAGAAGAUGGGCACAACAACCCAGACGCAGAAUAUGAGUUGGAGAGAUUCCCGUCGCCAAAGGGGCAAACAAACUCGCAGCAAUACCAGAUCAACCAGUCGAGAGAGGAAUCGAAUCUCCUCUCCAGACCAAACUCAUCACCAGAGUCAAUGCCAGGAUCACCAGAAUCUCAUAAACAUGAAGCAACGCCUCGGCGGUCAAGCAAGGCACUCGCUGCUGAGAAGCUUCGCAAUCGUCCCAAGAGACUACGAAAAGCCCUUGUUGCAAACUUUCUAAGAUGGUGCUGUUCGAUGCUAUUCGUUGUAGCCAUUUACGUGGUGCUCUGGUACUAUUCACAGCAAAGUAUCAUGUCAACACCAACGAAACGAGAGUUCAACGCCCUCAUCAUUGGGCUCUCUCUUGGUCUUGGAAUGAGUAUAACUAUAUCCCUGGAGGCUAUGGCUGUAGAGAUCAGAUACUGGAUACUGGGUCUCCGGAAUUGGUCAGAUCGAGAGACCGAGUUGAUACUGAAAGCCAAGGACUUGACCAAGAUCAUUCAACUAACCUGGAAGUCUCGCUCGCGUUCCCUACGCUCCUACGCAGGUGCUUUCAUAAUACUUAACUUGGUAUCCCAAAUUGCCCUGGCCAUGUUGGGUCUCGUAUAUUCGACAAACACGGCAGACGAGUCUGCAAUUCUCAGGCCUGGCAAUGUCACUGUGCCGGACAUGUCAGAUUUGGUCACCAACAGAGUCCUCUCAUCCAAAUCACAAGCGUUGGGGGCAUUGCGAUACACUGCAAAUAGUUAUGGUACCAUUGCCCUUGGAUGGAUCUGGGGAGGCAUGGAUGACGCUCCUACGCCCGGAACAUUAUGGGAUAACAACGACCCCCUGAUAUACUGCGGUGGAAAAUCCUGCAAGUUUGUGUUCCAAGAAUCAGCAUCAAGGCCAAAGAAAUACGACCUUGUCGUAAGCACGAAUCGCAGUGUCGAGGCCACGGGGCGCUGCCGUAGCUGGAAAGUUGCAAAGGGAGGUGACGGAAACGAGACAACCAUUACCAUCGCGGACGAUAAACGAACCGAAGUCAACAUCACGGCGAUAAAUGGCGUCAACCAAACAACCUUUAUGUUCAACGCCGCAACAGAUCAAGGAUUGACCUGGAGUGAGAUCACAGCCUUCGAAGCCUCAAGCUCCAGUCCCUGGUUCUACCGCUGCAACGUCAGCUUCGGUCCCGUAGUCAACGCCUUCCGCAAAGAGCACUAUAUCGGCUCCAACAUCACCUCUCUCGCCUCGUCAGCCAUAGCUCUCCAAGGAUACGGCGCUUCCUCGCUGGGUCCCACCAACACCGAUCACCAGUUCCAGAGCUAUCCUGCCGAGUCGACGUAUGGGGAGCCCCUGACUGGGGAUACAGAUACUAUGGGAAUGUUGACGGCCGCCUUUGCAGCAGGAGUCGUGGCUGUUGCGGCGCAGGUUUCGCCAAACAAUCUCAUAAUACCUGGACUUCGGCCCGAGAAUGGUGUUGUGCUCCAAAUUUCCAAGUGGAUGUAUGUUCACCUAAUAUUGGGGCUGAGUCUAGGUGUGCAGUUAUUGCUGGGGAUUGGGAUCGCAAUCCUUUCCAACUGA